Messenger RNA from Sesamum indicum (sesame), 7751 nucleotides. Its product is annotated as chromatin remodeling ATPase BRAHMA. The record is from RefSeq and is a predicted model, not a curated record. Gene Ontology annotation, molecular function: ATP binding; protein binding. Gene Ontology annotation, biological process: regulation of DNA-templated transcription. Gene Ontology annotation, cellular component: nucleus. NCBI's taxonomy places the organism in Eukaryota, Viridiplantae, Streptophyta, Magnoliopsida, Lamiales, Pedaliaceae.
GCCUUUGGGUCCCAAGUUUGACAAAUCCAUAUUAAAUUCAAGGCGUUGCAAAUCCCUACAAACCUAUGUAAAGGGCCCAGCGCGACAAAUUUGUUCUCACUUCUCACACACACAGCACUGAGUGAGAGAGAAAGAGAGUGACCGCACUGCGGAAAAGGUCCCGGCAACAUCGGAUAACGCCGGCCAGAUCCACUGUCAGUCAGCCUCUGGGCCCCAUACUUUCGCGCCUAUCCUUCCUUUGUUUUCGAUUUGUCCAAAAAAAUAUUUGUCGGGAACACAUACGUUAUAUAUAUAUAUAUAUAUAUAUAGAGGAAGUAUAUAUAUAUAUAUAAUUGAAAUACUCUCUCUGUCUGCAGCCCUGUAUGGGGGCCAUGCUUGGGGAGUGAAUUUUGAACUUUGGCAGCGGAAUUCUCUUCGGUGGUUUUUUUAUUUUAUCGCCCGCGUCAAUUUGUUAAAAAAGGGUUUUUGAUGGGAUUAUUGGUUUUGUUCUUUUUGAAUAUUUAGGGGAAUCCAAGUGUAGGCUGAAAUCUUCGAUUUUUGAGGUUCUUUCAUGGUUGAAAUAUGGUUGCCUUGAAAUGUCUGUGUCAACUAUAUUCUCUUCGGUUGUGGUAGGGUUCUAAAGGCACUUCGCAGAAGUUGUUCUUUCUAUUUUCUGGCGGAAUUGAGGUGUUUGGUGGAAUCUUGGGCUUGGUGAAGAAAAGUUUUCGUUGGGGGUAUUUGAAGGUUGAUUUUGUUGCAUGCAGUCCGUAGCCUUGAAACGACGGAUUUUUUUUACUAUUUCACCAGCUUCAACUUACCAAUACGAUUAUAGUCUGAUUCUUACAAUUUGAUUCUUUGGACUUAGGCACGCUGUAUUUUUUUGGGCUUUCUUAAACAUCUCGCAUGCAAUCUAGUGGGCCGCACCCUGGCGGUGGCGGCCAUGGCUGGAGUACGGCGGCAUUGGCCACAGCUUCUACAUCCUCCUCUUCCUCUGCAUUUGAUCAGCAGCAGCAGCAGCAGCAGCAGCAAAAACAGUCACUCCACGAACAAUUUCUGAGAAGACCUGAAGGGAGUGAUGCCCUCUUAGCCUACCAAGCUGGCAAUUUCCAUGGAGUUCUUGGAGGGUCCAAUUUCACAGCAGCAACUGGGUCCAUGCAGCUACCUCAAAAGCCCAGACAGUUUGUUGAUUUCAGCCAGCAGCAUGUCUCUCCCAACUUUUCAGACCAUGGUCGAAAUUGGGGUCAAGUUGUUGAGCAACAAAUGAUGAAUCCCAUGCAAUAUGCCUUCCAGGCAGCCGAACAGAGGUCAGCUUUAGGAGUUCCAUCUCAACAGCAGAUGAAACUGGGAACGGUUGUCCCUCUUGGCAAAGAUCAGGAUAGUGUGAUACAAAAUAUUAAGAUGCAACAGAAUGUGUCUGCCCGAGCAUUCAAUCAGUCUCAGACAUCUUCGUCCAAGAAAUCAUCCGAGUGUGUUGCUCAUUGUGAGAAACAGGCAGAGCAUAAUUUGUCCUCUGCAUCUGAUGGCAGACCUGAUCCUGAAUCUAAUCUUCCUACACUACAUGGCCAAGCAAUUUCAUCCACAUUAAUGCAUGGACCGCAGUUGCAGCAAAAUAUUGUGAACAUGGCAAACAACCCAAUUACCAUGACUGCACAGAUGCAGGCAUUGGCACUUGAGCGUAAUAUCGACUUGUCACAUCCUGCAAAUGCGAAUGUGAUCGCACAACUUAUUCCACUCAUACAGUCCAGGAUGUUUGCUCAGCAAAAAGCAAAUCGAAGCAGUACAGGCAUAUCUGCAUCUUUUGCAAACCAUGUUACCUCUUCACAAAUUGAGAAUGAAAGUUCACCCCAUGGUAACUCCUCAAGUGAGGUCUCGGGGCAAUCUGGCUCUUCUAAAGCUAGGCUGACAGUUUCACCGAGUACUCUUGGUGUAACAUCUAGAGUAGCUCUAUUUAACAGCUCUGGCAACAUAUCUGUGCAUGGUAUAGAUAGCCCCUUGCCACCUAGACAGCAUAAUUUGCUUGCCGAUGGGAUGCCUCCUUUGCCCCAGGGGCAGUGUUCUGGGAAUUUCAACCAAGGAGUUGAUGGUUUAUUUGUCACAACAACUUCGGGUGCUCUCGAUGAAGCUUCUCAGAUUCAACAUGCCGGAGAAGUCAAUAGACCUCCUCCACAAUCUUUAACUCCACCUAAUGAUGGUAAUGUGGGUCAUCCAUCAACAUCUCAGGGUGGACCACUUCCUCAGAUGCGACAACCAUAUGUUGGAUUUACUAAACAGCAACUGCAUGUACUUAAAGCACAAAUACUUGCAUUUAGGCGAUUGAAGAAAGAAGACAGAGCUUUACCACGGGAACUGCUCCAAGCUAUUGUUCCCCCACCACUUGAUAUGCAGAUUCAGCAGGUUACUGCUCCUCCUGUAAUUGUUAGUAAUGAUAGAUUAGCUGGGGAAAAUGUAGAUGGGCAUGCAAAACAUAUACGCUCAAGUGAGAAGGGCUCUCAGGUUGUAAAAUUGGUAAGUGUAAAUAAUUUGAAGGAGGAGGGUUUAGGAGAUAAUGUGCCGGCUGUCUUAGCAGUUACACAAAGCACCACAAGUACAACAAAGGAACCUAGAGUCCCUCCUGGAAAAGGAGAGCAGCAAAGUCUUGAUGUUUCUGCAAAAUGUGACCAGGAGCCUGAAACAGGAACUCAGAAAACUCCUGUCAGGAAUGAAGUUUCUCUAGACAGAGGAAAAGCAGUUGCUUCCCAGCCAAGUAUUUCAGAUACAAUGCCCUUGAAAAAUUCGAAUCCAGCGAGCAGUAUAUCUCAACCUAAAGAUGCUGGUUCAACUAGAAAGUAUCAUGGCCCUUUAUUUGAUUUCCCUAUCUUCACCAGGAAAAAUGACACUCUUGGACCCUCUAUGAUGAACAGCAAUAAUUUGGUUCUGGCAUACGAUAUAAAUGAUCUUCUUUCUCAGGAAAAUGGAGAAAUUCGUAAAAGGAAAAGGAAAGAGAAGAUAGAGAAGAUUGAUAGAAUACUUGCUGUUAACUUGGAGAGGAAGAGAAUUAGACCAGAUCUUGUGAUACGGCUACAAAUUGAAUCAAAAACACUCCAGCUUGCUGAAUGCCAGGCACGCUUAAGGGAGGAGAUUGAGCAACAGCAAGUAGAAAUAAUGGCUAUGCCAGAUAGACCAUAUCGAAAAUUUGUUCGGCUAUGUGAGCGGCAACGUCAGGAGCUUAAUAGGCAAUCACAGGCUAAUCAGAAGGCAACUAGGGACAGGCAACUGAAGUCCAUAUUGCAAUGGCGCAAGAAGCUUCUAGAGACACACUGGGCCAUCCGUGAUGCUCGAACCGCCCGCAAUAGGGGUGUUCACAAGUAUCAUGAAAGGAUGUUGAGGGAGUUCUCAAAGAGGAAAGAUGAUGACCGUAAUAAAAGGAUGGAAGCAUUGAAAAAUAAUGACGUAGAAAGAUAUAGGGAGAUGUUGCUUGAACAACAAACUAACGUACCUGGGGAUGCUGCGGAAAGAUAUGCUGUUCUAUCAUCAUUUUUAACUCAAACUGAAGAAUAUCUUCACAAACUUGGAAGUAAAAUAACAGUUGCUAAAAAUCAACAGGAGUUUGAGGAGGCAGCUAAUGCUGCCGCUGCAGCUGCUCGUUUGCAGGGUCUCUCGGAAGAAGAAGUAAGAGCAGCUGCUGCCUGUGCUAGAGAAGAAGUGAUGAUAAGGAAUCGAUUUUCUGAGAUGAAUGCACGAAAAGAUAGCUCUUCUGUUAACAAGUAUUACAAUCUUGCACAUGCUGUGAGUGAGAGGGUCAUCAGUCAGCCUACAAUGUUGCGAGCUGGAACAUUACGUGAAUAUCAGCUUGUUGGUUUGCAGUGGAUGCUAUCUUUAUAUAACAACAAAUUGAACGGAAUUUUGGCUGAUGAGAUGGGUCUUGGGAAGACUGUACAGGUUAUGGCCUUGAUUGCUUAUUUAAUGGAGUUCAAAGGAAACUAUGGUCCGCAUCUUAUCAUUGUUCCUAAUGCUGUUCUGGUGAACUGGAAGAGUGAAUUACACAAUUGGCUUCCGAGUGUGUCCUGCAUAUAUUAUGUUGGUGGGAAAGACCAAAGAUCGAAAUUGUUUUCACAAGAAGUGUUGGCCAUGAAGUUUAAUGUCCUUGUGACUACCUAUGAGUUCAUUAUGUAUGAUCGAUCAAAACUUUCAAAAGUUGAUUGGAAGUACAUUAUAAUUGAUGAGGCACAGCGUAUGAAGGACCGAGAGUCGGUUUUAGCGCGUGAUCUUGAUAGAUAUCGCUGCCAAAGGCGCUUGCUUCUCACAGGGACACCUUUGCAGAAUGAUCUUAAAGAACUAUGGUCUCUGUUAAACCUGCUGCUCCCAGAAGUCUUUGAUAAUCGGAAAGUGUUUCAUGAUUGGUUCUCUCAACCUUUUCAAAAAGAAGGGUCCAAUCACAAUGCUGAAGAUGACUGGCUAGAGACUGAGAAGAAGGUGAUUACAAUCCAUAGACUUCAUCAAAUAUUAGAGCCAUUUAUGCUCAGGCGUCGUGUUGAAGAUGUGGAAGGAUCACUUCCUCCCAAGGUUUCAAUUGUUUUGAAAUGCAGAAUGUCUGCUAUACAGAGUGCCAUAUAUGAUUGGAUCAAAUCCACUGGUACUCUUAGGGUUGACCCAGAAGAUGAACAGCGUAAGGUUCAAAAGAAUGCACUUUAUCAAGCUAAAAGUUACAGAACCUUAAACAAUAGAUGCAUGGAACUAAGGAAAGCUUGCAAUCAUCCUUUGCUCAAUUAUCCAUAUUUUAGUGACUUUUCAAAGGAUUUUCUUGUGGGAUCUUGUGGGAAAUUGUGGAUAUUGGAUAGGAUUUUGAUUAAGCUUCAGAGAACAGGGCACAGGGUACUGCUCUUUAGCACCAUGACCAAGCUUCUUGAUAUUAUGGAGGAGUAUUUGCAGUGGCGUAGGCUUGUCUUCAGAAGAAUUGACGGGACGACUAGUUUAGAAGACCGGGAAAGUGCUAUUGUGGACUUUAACAGCCCUGACACUGAUUGCUUUAUUUUCUUGCUCAGCAUUCGUGCUGCUGGACGGGGUUUGAAUCUUCAAUCUGCUGACACAGUCAUCAUAUAUGAUCCUGAUCCAAACCCAAAAAAUGAGGAACAGGCUGUUGCUAGAGCCCACCGUAUUGGGCAGACUAGGGAGGUGAAAGUCAUUUAUAUGGAAGCUGUAGUUGACAAAAUAUCAAGCCAUCAGAAAGAAGAUGAAAUCAGGAGUGGAGGUGCAGUUGAUUCAGAUGAAGACCUUGCUGGCAAGGACCGGUACAUGGGGUCAAUUGAGAGCCUGAUUCGGAAUAAUAUCCAACAGUAUAAGAUUGAGAUGGCUGAUGAAGUAAUAAAUGCUGGGCGGUUUGACCAGAGGACUACACAUGAAGAGCGACGGCUUACCUUGGAAACCCUGUUGCAUGAUGAAGAGAGAUAUCAAGAAACAGUUCAUGAUGUUCCUUCUCUUCAUGAGGUAAACCGCAUGAUUGCUAGGAGUGAAGCGGAAUUGGAGCUCUUUGAUCAAAUGGACGAAGAACUUGACUGGGUGGAUGAGAUGACUCGAUAUGAUCAGGUCCCAAAGUGGCUUCGUACUAGUACCCAAGAAGUGAAUGCUACCAUUUCUAACUCAUCAAAGAAGCCAUCAAAGAAUGCUUUAUUUGGAGGAACUAUUGGCAUGGAUUCCAGUGAGGCGGCUUCUGAGACUGAGAGAAGGAGGGGGCGCCCUAAGGGGAAAACUCCAAUUUACACUGAAUUGGAUGAAGGAAAUGAAGAAUAUUCUGAAGCUAGUUUUGAGGACAGGAAUGGAUAUUCUGUUCACGAAGAAGGAGAAAUAGGGGAGUUUGAAGAUGAUGAGUCUACUGGAGAACCUGGUGUUAAUAAACAUUCAUUGGAAGAAGAUGGUCUUGUUUCUGCUGAUGGAUGUGAAUACCAAAGAGCUCCAGAGAGCCUCAGAAAUGAUAAUAUACUUGAAGAAGCAGGUUCAUCUGGAUCUUCCUCUCACAGUCAAAGGUUAAAGCGAAUUGUAUCACCUUCACUGUCUUCUCAGAAGUUUGGCUCGCUUUCUGCUUUAGAUGGCAGGUCCACCUCCCAUUCAAAGAAAUUGGCAGACGAAUUAGAAGAAGGGGAAAUUGCUGUAUCUGGGGACUCUCAGAUGGAUCACCAGCAAUCUGGUGGUUGGAUCCAAGAUCGUGAUGAAGGUGAAGAUGAACAGGUCUUGCAGCCCAAGAUAAAACGAAAACGGAGUAUUCGGCUUCGGCCACGGCUUACUGUAGAGAGGUCAGAGGAGAAGCACAAUGACAAGUCAUCUCUUCCGCUUGGAGAUCCUUCUCAGUUGCCAUUCCAGGUGGAUGGUACAUAUGGGUCUCAAGCAAGGGAUGACCGUGCACAUAAAUUUCGUGGAGAUUCUAGCUCACUGACUACUUGUAGAAAUGUUUCAUCCGUUAAGAACAGACGAAAUUUACUGUCAAAGAAAAAUUCAAAUACAGGUGAAGAGCAUCCGCUUAAAUCUGGAAGAGUAAAUUAUGGGUCUACUCCUCCAGAUGAUGCCGCAGAACAUUCUAGAGAAACUUGGGACAGUAAAGUCAUGAAAAGGCCUAAAAGUAGUGCCAAUAAGAUGUCUGAGGUUAUCCAGAGAAAGUGCAAAAAUGUAAUCAAUAAGCUCCAGAGAAGAAUAGACAAAGAAGGUCAUCAGAUAGUGCCAAUGCUAACUGAGCUGUGGAGAAGAUGUGAAAAAUCAAGUGGUUUGGGUGGGACAGGGGACAACCUAUUGGAUUUAAGAAAGAUUGAUCUUGGUGUUGACAACUAUGAGUACAAUGGGGUUAUGGAGCUCGUGUCUGAUGUUCAGCUUAUGUUGAAGUGUAGCAUGCAAUUCUAUGGAUCCUCAUAUGAGGUGAGAUCAGAAGCAAGGAAAGUUCACGAUCUGUUCUUCGAUAUCUUGAAGAUAGCAUUCCCAGAUACUGAUUUUCAAGAAGCCAGAAAUUCCAUAUCAUUCUCCAGUUCAGUUGCCACACCAGCCUCUGGUCCAUCGUCAAGACAGAAGCUUGCUGGUCAGAGCAAGAGCCAGAAACUAGUAAAGAACAUGGAUGCUGAAAACAGUCCUUUCCAGAAGCCACAUUCUCGAGUACCCUUUCAUACCGUCGAGGACACUAAGGUAAAGAGCUAUGUUUCCCGAAAGGAGUCGAGGCUAAGCAGUGGCAAGAGCAGCCGGGAGCUAGGUCAAGCAGACAACGCACGCCUGUUUACUCAUCCUGGAGACCUUGUCACCUGUAAAAAGAAGAGGAAAGAUAGGGAAAAAUCAGCUGCAAGAUCUGGAAAUGGGUUGGGAGGUCCUGUGUCACCCACCGGCAUAGCUCGUAUUAUUACAGGCCCAGGUUCAAAGGACCAGGGAUCAAGCCAACAGAGCGCCACACAACGAGGAUGGGCUGUCCUUUCUCCUCAACAAGGGAACGACAGUGGUUCUGUUGGGUGGGCAAAUCCUGUAAAGAGAAUGAGAACUGAUGCUGGAAGGAGGCGCCCUAGCCAUAUAUGAAUUUAUGACCCCUGUAAUGGGGAAGAAAGUUUGCUGUGGAAUUGGUAGGUCACCUGAAAUCUGAUGCUUAUGUAUAUGGGCUUGCCACUAUUGGCAAGUAGUUACUGAUGUAUGCUUUGUUAGGAAAUUUCAAGAAAGAACUGAACGAGUGUACAAAGUGAGAAGGAAAAUCAAAUAUGAACAGGAGCUGAGUUGUACAGGAUUUAUAGAUGAAUUGUUCUUAUAUUUAUAGUCCUCAAAUUGUUCAUUUUUCA